GCGCAACAACGCAACACUACACAUUAAUUAUAUAUGGCAUCAGCAGCGGCGGCCGUCGGAAUGUACCGACGCGAUGGCGAUCAACAGGGAAGAGGCAGUGCAGCAGCGGCAGUUCUAUGCCUUCUGCUUCUCAUAAUUAGCUCCGAGAACACGGCGGUCCAAGCUGCCGCCGCCGUGUACUCCAUCGACUGGAGCUUCAGCCCCAAAGUCAUAAACCCACUCGCAAAUGGAAAGACCUUUAGAGCAGGGGACACACUCUUGUUUAAGUACAGUCCGGGGUUCCACAACGUGGUGGAGGUGGACAAGGCAACCUACGACAAGUGUGGCACGCCGCCGGCCAAGGCUAAGGUGUAUGCUUCUGGGUCGGACAGGGUCACCCUUACCAAGGGACAGCAUUACUUCAUUUGCAGCUUCGCAGGCCAUUGCAAGGCUGGGAUGAAGAUCUCUAUCUUCGCCGCCUGAUCGAUCAUUUGAACCAAAACCUCUGUUUCCCUAUAUAUACAUAUAUUUGAAUAAGUGACAUACUUUUUGUUUUCUUAUGAUUGAUCAGCUAUAUAUAGUAUUCUCCAAUGUUUGGAAAAUACCGAAAGAUCUAUAUACGUAUACAUAUAUAUUAUACUCUUUCCAUCCUAAAAUGUUCUUCCCACUCACUUUAUACCCGAUCAAAUUUUAAUCACUUUCUUUAUCUAUUUUCAUUAGGUAUUUGAUAAAAUAAUAUAGUCUUGUCACUACUUGUUUUGUAAAACUUUUGAUUUAGUUUUUAAAUAUAUAAAUUUUAUUUUUAAAUUUUACGCCUACAAUCAAAUAAAUUGAAUUGAAAAUAAAGUCGGUCAAACCUCGUAAAAUGAACCGGGAAAGAUCAUUAUAGGAUAGGAUGAAGGGAGUAUAUAUGUUCGUGUAAUGUGUGGUACGUUGACCUCUUUAAAUUCCAUCUCUAGUUAUAUCUAAAUCUAUGAUUCCUCUAACAGUGUGAAUUUAAAUUAUUAAUUACAUUAAUUUUCAUUGCGUAUUGAUAAAUCGAAAUGGAUUGG
Messenger RNA from Cuscuta campestris, 1031 nucleotides. Lineage: Eukaryota; Viridiplantae; Streptophyta; Magnoliopsida; Solanales; Convolvulaceae. The record is from the annotation of a GenBank genome assembly.